Molecule: messenger RNA, 753 nt
Organism: Aspergillus terreus NIH2624
Lineage: Eukaryota; Fungi; Ascomycota; Eurotiomycetes; Eurotiales; Aspergillaceae
Exons: 3
Coding region: 1-753 (250 amino acids)
Biological process (GO): protein phosphorylation; mitotic DNA damage checkpoint signaling
Cellular component (GO): cytoplasm; nucleus
Molecular function (GO): protein serine/threonine kinase activity; ATP binding
Source: RefSeq, a predicted model, not a curated record
AUGGCGGGAAGAGCUGAAGGAAGGAAGUACAUCUUGAAGAAUAUGAUCCCAGGAGAGUUCGAGUACCAGCUGGCUCUGCAAAAGCGACUGUCUUCUUGUCCAAAUGUGCGAGCGGUUGUUGAUACUAUCCAAAACCUCGAUUUGUUUAUCUACUCGUUCUUGGAUGGCGACUUGCUUCGUCUAAAUAUCAAGCCUGACAAUAUCCUCGUGGACUACGAGGAAGAUGCGGCCGGUCAAAUCAGGGUUAAAGAAGUCCAAAUUUCUGAUCUGGAAGACACGGUCAUUGUGCCGCCUGGAAAAUGGCUGAGAGGUCCUCUCUGUGGCAAUGCUAUCUGGAGGAGGCCCGAGAGUUGGUGCAGAUCCCGCCAGAAUCAGGCCUCGGAUGUUUUCUCUUUCGGUAUCGUGAUGAUUUAUGUCAUGGUUAACGACAUGGUCUUUCGCGUCAGUGACAGCCAGCUAAAUGCGCCGGACUCAUGGCGCUAUAUACUCCGCAAACACAUAUCUUACUUCGCCGAUCAAGACGGUCUCAAUGGGCUUCUCCAACAUAUUGGAGAGGAGAACGCCUUCUAUGAGCGUUUAGUAUCUCUUGCCAACAGCUUCACCCCAGGCGAUCUGAGACAACCCUUCCACACUUGGGAUUAUGUAGAGCCGGACCUCAGGGAUCUCGUGGGCAAAAUGACCAAUCUAGACCCAACAAAACGGAUUACUGCAGGAGAGGCGCUUCAGCACCAUUGGUUCACCCAAUCCUCUUGA